Messenger RNA from Acanthopagrus latus (yellowfin seabream), 6369 nucleotides. It is a transcript of the gene lama4, whose product is annotated as laminin, alpha 4. NCBI's taxonomy places the organism in Eukaryota, Metazoa, Chordata, Actinopteri, Spariformes, Sparidae. The record is from RefSeq and is a predicted model, not a curated record. Gene Ontology annotation, molecular function: signaling receptor binding. The coding region runs from base 301 to 5934 and encodes 1877 amino acids. The transcript has 40 exons. Gene Ontology annotation, biological process: cell adhesion; regulation of cell migration; regulation of embryonic development.
GCCUUCCCAUCUGUAUGUGAUUUAGGCAGAGGCUCGGGGGAGAGGCAAGUCCGCUAGGGGAGUGGAAUCAGAGCAGGGAGGGAGGGAGAGAAAGGGAGGAAGUCUGUUUGUUUUACAGGACUCAGCCUGGGCCGAGACGAGGUGUAGUGCCGCAUCUGGAGGUCAAAGUAGUGGAACGGGGAAGCCAACGAGAGUGGCAGAGCAAGAGGAGUUGCCCAGAUAGUUUCCUACAGCCAGGAGACACUGACGGAGACACUGACGGAGACACCGAUCAGUGCUCCACAGUGCAAACACACAAACAUGGCUGUUAUAUCUUUGUCCUGCCUCUGCCUUUUCUGCAUCCUCUCAGGGAUUGUCUAUCCAGCUUCUGCCGCCAGACUUGGGGAACAGCAACAGUCAGUGCUGAAAGUGUGUCUGAAGGGAUUUUUCCUGAGUGAGCAAAAUAUAUGCUUACCCUGUAACUGCAAAGGCCAUGCAGAUUACUGUGAUGACAUCACUGGUGUCUGUAAAAACUGCAGGGACCACAGUGCAGGGGAUUUCUGUGAAAUGUGUGAAGAUGGUUAUACGCUGACUUCCAGUCUGGACGGACGCCACACGUGCCGACCCUGUGCCUGCCCCCUCUCUGUCCCCACCAAUAAUUUUGCAGUGCACUGUGACAGAGGAGGUGCCAUUCUGCGGUGCAAGUGCCAAGAGGGCUACGCUGGACAUUUCUGUGAGAGGUGUGCUCCAGGUUACUAUGGCAACCCAAUGGCUAUUGGUAAUUCCUGUAAGAGAUGCGACUGCAACAGCAACUCUGACCCUAACCUGAUCUUUAAUGAAUGCCACAACGUGACGGGCCAUUGCCAGCACUGCUGGGGAAACACUGCCGGUGCCAAGUGUGAGAGGUGUGCCCCAGGUUUCUACGGUGAUGCCAUCAGUGCUAAGAACUGCAGAGAGUGUGAGUGCAAUAAAUGUGGCACCUCCUCAUGCGACGACCGAACAGGAGUGUGUCACUGCAAGCCAGGCGUCACCGGGCAACUGUGCGACCAGUGUGAGGAGGGCCACUCUGGUUUCUCCAGCUGUCAGGGCUGUCAGAGGUGUGAAUGCGGACCAGCCUCUAUCCGUUCCACCUGCCAUCCUCUUACCCACAGCUGUCCGUGCCGCCCGGGGGCUGGAGGCCGUUACUGUGAGCGAUGCCUCCCAGGCUACUGGGACUACAGCCCCUCCGGUUGCCAGAAGUGUGACUGUGAGAGUGGCCACUGUGAUAUGCAUACAGGAGAGUGCCUUCUGGAGGCUGCAACAGUCAACCUGUGCAACAUCAGUUGUGAUGAGUGCAUUUGGCAUCUGAUUGGGGACUUGCAGCUGUCGAAUAAAACACUGGACCAGUUGAAAGUGGGAGUGUUGAAUAUCUCCACGGGUGCUGCUGCCAAUGACAGGCUCAAAUACUAUAACUACACUGCUCAACGACUGCAGGCUCAGUUUCUAGGCUGGAGACAGAAGUCCUCUGUGAUGAAGGCCCAGACUGGGGAGCUGGAGGAGGCCACAGAGGCUGUAGUGGUGGACAUCAAACAGCUGAGAAAAUUGGAGAGCGUGGUGAAGACUUUGGGAAACAAGAUGGAUAAUGACACACUAAAGACCUUUGCCCUGGCAGAGCAGCUCAGCACAAACCUCACUGAUCUUAACCUGCGCGUUGAAGAGAUGAUCCAUGACUGGGAGCUGUACAGUGAUCACCAGGAUGUGGAUCCAGAGGUGGUCAGACAGAACACUGAGAUGGCCCAGGGAAUAGUGACCUGGAUGAGGAAACUAGAUCUGUCACCACGAGAGCCUAUCGCCACUGAUGAGUCCACUGAAGCCCAUGACUUACUGCGGCGUGUUCGUCAGUUGGAGAAGAAGUUGAUGACCACAGACGCCCGCCUUCCACCUGUCAGGGAGGACCUGUCCAGCUUUUUCACCAAGCUGUCUGACGCUCAGGAGUUUCUCCACAGCGCAGCCAGCACCAUCCAGGAGACGGACAACAGGAACAGAGCCAACAUCCUCAAAUUCCAGAGGAAUGAGGCUAAAAAGCAGAGGCUGGCAGAUGACCAUGAUACUGUCAACAAAACAUUGGAUACAGCCAGAGGCUUCACUUCUGAAACAAAGAGGACCGUGGUUGAGGUGGAUGCUAUAGUGCAGAACGUGACCGAGUACCAUGCAGCAAUUGAUGGCGCCAGCCAAAAGCUGACAGAGAAGACUGAGAGACUCUCCCUGGCUGACAGAGAUCUGGUGCAGAGGGCUGAUGAGCACGCUGAGGAACUGGAGAAACAGGCCAACCAACUGGAGGAGGAUCUGAGAGAGAGUGAUGCCAAUGGCUUUGUGCAGAGAGCCAUAAGUGCUGCCAACGUCUACAACAACAUUGUGAAAUACAUCGAUGAUGCCAAUAUCACCUCGCUCACCACCCUCAACUUAUCCCAAAGAGCUGAAGAUGCCAUCACUGGAAUCAAUGUACAGCUUGGACAUCUGCUGACACGGAGCAACAAUGUUUUUAAAGAGUCUGUUUCAUUGCGCUCAGAGCAAAUUGAGAUAGAAACUGAGGUGGUCGACAAGUUGAAAUACAUUGAGGAGACCAAGGAGACCAUGGAUAAAAACACCAACAAACUUGCUGAAAUAGUGGAGAGCAUUAAUGGAAUUCAUACAGACAGCACACCACAGCGACUAGAGUUCACCCUAAAGGUGGCUGAGGGAACUCUAAACCGCUCUGCAGAGGUACUUCAAAACAUCACACCCAUCACCACAACGGUGGAGGAGUGGGCCAACAAUAUGAGAAACGAUGAAUACUCUACAGCUGCUUAUGAACAGGCCAUCUUGUCCGCUGGGGAAGCAGUUGACAACCUGAAUGUGCUUGUUCCUGAGCUGUUGGAUAAGCUGAAGGUAGUUGAGGAGAAGAAGCCUGUCAACAAUGUGACUACCAACAUCAUGAGGAUCAGAGAGCUCAUAGCCCAGGCCAGGAGUGUGGCCAAAAAAGUCCAAGUAUCCAUGAAGUUCAACGGUCAGUCCUCAGUGGAGGUUCACCCUCACAGCAACCUGGAGGAACUGAAGACAGUGACAUCCAUCAGCUUGUUCAUGAGAGUGGACCCUGACAAGGAUCCAAUAGAGGAUCGUUUCAUCUUAUACCUGGGAGAUAGAAGUGGUAGAAAAGACUACAUUGGGCUGGCAAUCAAGAAUGACAACCUGGUGUACGUGUACAACCUCGGCGGUGAAGAUGUUGAAAUCGCCCUGAGUUCAAAGCCUGUCAGCCAAUGGCCCGCAGUCUUCAACUACAUUAAAGUAGAGAGACUGGGCAGACAUGGAAAAGUCUUCCUGACCAUCCCCAGUCAGAGCUCUACAGACGAGCAGAAGUUUAUUCAGAAGGGAGAGGCUCUAGGCACUGACUCACUGUUUGACAUCGACCCAAAGGACGUAGUGUUCUUCGUUGGUGGUGUCCCUCCAGAUGUCAGGCUUCCACCUCCUCUGAGUCUUGCUCCUUUUGUGGGCUGCAUCGAGUUGGGUUUGCUGAACAACGAUGUUAUCAGUCUGUACAAUUUCAAACAGACUCACAAAAUCGAUGUCAUUACAUCAACGCCGUGCCCCAGGUACAAGUUGGCCUUUUCCCAGAGUCGUGUUGCUAGCUACCUGUUUGAUGGAACAGGCUACGCACUCAUCACUGACAUUGAGAGGAGGGGCAGGUUUGGUGUCGUAACAAGAUUUGAUAUUGCAGUGCGAACUGUCGCAAACAGCGGUGUCCUUUUCCUCAUGGUCAAUGCGGAUAAAUAUUUCCUUUUAGAGUUAAGGAAUGGCUUCCUGCGCUUAAUGUACGACUUUGGCUUCAGCAGUGGGCCUCAACUGUUGGAGAACAACUUACCAAAGCUGCAAAUAAAUGAUGCACGAUACCAUGAGGUAUCAGUGAUCUACCAUCAGUCAAAGAAGGUUAUCCUACUGGUGGACAAGAGCCAUGUUAAAUCGAUGGAGAAUCCAAAAACCACUUUACCUUUCUCAGAUAUCUACAUAGGUGGGGCUCCCUCAAACAUUCUUAAAUCCAGGCCUGAGCUGGCUGCUGUCACAGGCCUGAAAGGUUGUGUGAAAGGUUUCCAGUUCCAGAAAAAAGACUUCAACUUGCUGGAGGAGCCUGGCACCAUUGGCAUUAGCAGCGGCUGCCCUGAGGAGUCCUUUAUGUCCCGUGAAGCCUAUUUUACUGGAGAGAGCUACCUUGGUUCCACAGCGAAGAUGUCACCCUUCGAUAACUUUGAGGGAGGACUCAACUUUAGAACACUGCAGCCCAGUGGGCUGCUUUUCUAUCACAGUGAAGGGUCUGAUGAGUUCAGCAUUUCCGUCGAGAACGGAGCAGUUGUGCUGAACUGCAGAGGCACACGAGUUAAAUCUCUCAAGAAGCAAUACAAUGAUGGAAGGACACACUUCUUAAUGGCCUCAGUGAACAAUCAGAAGUAUUCACUGUUAGUUGACGACAAAGACAAGCAGGAAAAGAAACGACCAUCAUCUGCUACGAGAUCCUCAUCAGGCUCUGCAGUAAAGAGAUUUUACUAUGGAGGUUCUCCAAGCAGCAGCUUCAAGAACUUCACAGGCUGCAUCAGCUAUGCCUACAUCAACAGACAGGACCGGGACAUUGAACCAGAGGACUUUCAGCGGUACACAGAGAAGGUCCAGACCUCCCUGCAGGACUGUCCAGUCCAGCGCCCCCCUGCUGCUCUGCUGUCAAGGCACAGAGAGAAUAACUUGAGAGCCAAAUCACAUAAGGUGAGCAGGGAGAGGUCCAGCCUACCACUGGGCCUGAUGGAACCAAAGAGUGAUGAGCAGAAACCAUCAGAGGGGAACACUGAGCCCUGCUACCUCUCUCCAAGUCCUAGAGCAACUCGCCAAGCAUUCCACUAUGGUGGCAUUGCCAACAGCAGGCAGCACUACACCAACCUCCCAGACUCCCUUUCUGAGAGGUCUCACUUCUCCUUGUCCCUGAAGACACACUCAUCCUUUGGCCUCAUCUUUUAUGUAUCUGAUGUCCAAGAGCAUAACUUCAUGGCUCUCUUCCUGGCCCACGGGAAGCUUGUAUACACCUUCAGUGAAGGAGACCAAAGAGUAAAAAUCAAGAGCGAGGAGAAAUACAAUGACGGUGCAUGGCACAAUGUUAUAUUUAUCCGUGAUGGGAGCAUGGGGCGGUUAAUAAUUGAUGGGCUCACAGUGCUGGAAGACAGAGCUCAGGGAAGCAACGCCUCUUGGCAUGUCAGCAGUCCCAUCUAUGUUGGAGGAGUUCCUCCAGGAAGAGCCCUAAAGAAUGUUCAGAGAAACUCUGCAUACAGCUUAACCGGCUGCUUAAAGAACCUACAGCUUGAUGGGCAGUGGCUGUCCUCCAUGGCAGGGAAUUUUGGGGUCACUCCAUGCUACGAGGGACUCUCUGAAGUGGGAACAUACUUCUCAGAGGAAGGAGGAUAUGUUGUGCUGGAUGAAACAUUUGAGCUUGGGCUAAAGUUUGAGUUGGUGAUGGAGGUGCGCCCCCGUGUGGCAUCUGGCGUCUUACUGCAUGUGCAGACAGCAGAGGGUUAUUUCACUAUCUACAUUCAUCAAGGGGAGGUCGUGGUUUUUGUGAACGAUGGCUCUCAUGAGUACUUCACAAAGGUUUCACCAAGACGUGGUGUGUGUGCGGGCAACUGGCACCGAAUCACUGUGAUCCGGGAUGCCAAUGUGGUCCAGUUGGAUGUGGACUCUGAGGUCAACCAUGUGGUGGGACCUCUGAACCCCAACUCCACAUAUACCAGGAAGCCAGUAUUCGUUGGUGGAACUCCAGAUCUUUUCCUCCCAGAAAGCAUCGCCGCCAGAAAGGCCUACGUGGGCUGUGUGAGAAACCUGACCAUCAAUAACAUCCAAGUGAGCUUUAGCAAAGCUGCUCUGGUCAGUGGAGCAGUCAGCGUUGGAGCCUGUCCAGCAGCAUAACACUUGUGUCCACACAGUCACCAUCCCUGAUCCAGUACUGACCAAACACAAUAAAAACUCUCUUUCUGUAAGACAUAACCAUUGAGAGAAUUACUGUCACCGCUCUUUUCAUUCUGUUUCAAUGAUUGUGAACACUUUCAUUAUUUUACUGUAAUUUGUGAUUUCUUGUUCAUUGUUUGACGUGAAAAUGUCUCACACCAAGACCAUGACCAAAUCCCUAAGAAGUAAAGAGAAUAUAAACAGAUUUCAGGUUUAGAACCAUCCUAAAGAAACCAACAGUUUAUCCAAGAUUUAGACUCUAAUUAUUUCUUAAAGAAGAAGGCCUUUACUUUAAUUCUUCACAACCUCAAUGGCACAUUUUUUUGUACACGCUCAUGUUCAAAACUUUCCUUUUUACUUUUUUAUUUCUGAUGAAUAAAAAAAAAUAACACCAGU